GCUUAUGCGGCGGCGCCGGCGGGGGCGGAAACCCGGGGUACCGGGGCGGGGCUGCUGGCCCCUACGAGGGAGGUUUCUGUUGACCUCGUCAGUAGCCCUUCCUUCUCAAAAUCUGUGUUCGCUCUAAACGAAUCCUCUCCUACACCCUGUUCAACGAGCGAAUAUUUCAGGGCCGCAAACCCGGCUGCAGACGCAGCGACUUGGGGUGGGCGGGGGCGGUUCUGGACGCUGCGGCUGUACCUGUUUUCCUUUGACCAGCAGAGGACGCUCUGUGACCAGGUUUCCGCAUCCCUGGGCGUUCGCAGCACACACCGGUAUUGAGAGGGUCCCGAUCGAAGUGCAUCUGCAUGAGAACUGCGCAACCAGCGUCCGAAUGGUCAUUGAAUAAAUAGAUUAGACCUCAGAACUGCCCCUGCUGGUUCACUUGGAUGGCUUUUGUUUGAAAAGGACCGCACUUGAAAAGGAUUUAUCUUGAGUUACUGUUCUUAAAGAAUUGAGAAAAGGAAGCCAACUUUUCUCAUUUCAGUUAAAACUUAAGCAGUAUAUGUGCUUAAAAGAUUAGGCCAGCCAGGUAUUCAAACAUGUUCUGAUCCCAGAAAGGGUGGGGGGAAAGCCAGUCUGUUGUCAGCUCAAACAGUGGUUGCCCGAGAUGGGCUCUGUCUGAAUGGAUUAAUCCAUACACUGAGAGUCUUGAAGGGGGCCUGCAGGUGCCCCUGAUGCUCAGGACUCAGAGCGACCACUACCACUGACUCACGUUUAUUUUCAGCAGAACCGUUUUCUGCUAUUUAAAAAUCUUUGUUCUAGUUAGUCAUACACUCUUCCUGACCCCCACCCUUCAACGAUAAUUUCUUUAGGUCAAUACUGAGUUUACACUUGUGAUGAUGUAAAAUUGAGUCACAGCUGAGCCAUGCAGGAAGCUAGGAUUACGUUUCCUUUCCUGUAACUUUCUGCUUUCUCUCAAAACUGUCAUACUUGUGUUUGUUUACUUUUUUAUGUAUCCCUAAUUCAACCUCAAACUCUUUUUUUUUACCAGUGUUCUAAAUCUCUACUCAAGAUGUUCAGGUGAAUGAGAUGUUUUAUCAAUUUCAUGUUCCUGCAGGAGUCUCUCCUAGAGCCUUCAGUUCCUGAUGAGCAUCUGUUAUCGCUGAAGUUUGUCUUUGGCUCAUCAGCCGUCCAGGCCUUGGACCUCGUUGAUCGCCACUCCGUCACCUUAAUCUCAUCGCCCAGUGGGAGGCGUGUUUACCAGAGUCAACUGCAGCUCUGCUCCAAAACGUCUUCACUCAGGGUCCCAGUCGAUGGAGCAGCCCCCGUCUGGAACAUUGCGGAUCUCACAGCAGAAAGAGAAGAGGACAUAGUACUUGGAAGUUCCGGUAGAACGUACGUGUGUUUGGCCUCUUGUCAUUACUGUUCGUGUCCGGCAUUUGCCUUCUCAGUGCUGCGGAAGGGUGACAGCCUCCUGGUGAGGAUGGGAAGGGCCCCCCCAACUGCGGCUGAGCUAGGAGAGAGAUUGAGAGCCCUCGCUGCGUCGUUUAAGAGCUGCACAAAAUGGGGAUUUGACUACAUGUGGAAACAGUUGUUUCUUCUCUUUGACUUCAGUUAGUCCUCUCUUUUGGGUUUACCCUCCCAAAAUGCAGUGUCAUUUUUAGAACUACACCAAUUUCCCAUUUUAAUUUAAAAGGUCACAGAUGAAGCUGUGGGGAGGGCAACAGGUAAUCCCCAAAGUAGGCAACUGGGGAACCAGUCGGCCCAAUAGAGAUAUGAACUAAAUUGCUGCUGGCAGCUUUGCAAAGCCCCAGCUACACGUCCAGCCUUGAGGUGCUUCUUCCCACUCCCCGUGAGACAGCCUGGCACCUGGCCAUGCUCGACUUUCCCGGGGGCAGGAGAGCACAUCGGUGCCUCUGCUGACUUCACGGAGUCCAGGGCAUCAAGCAGGAAUGAGACACACUCACAAAGCUCCUGAUUCCGCAGGAGAAAGCAGUACCCAGCCAUUUGUUAAGUCUUGCCAAGGAAGAAUAUUGUAGCACCCGCUGAAUUCUUCCCCUUUCUUUUACAUACACUGUUAAUUACACACCUCGGGAACUGGGUGGCAGGUUGAAUGUCCCAUUGUACGAGAAGCCACCUUCACAGCUGAUUUCACCUGUAAAACGACAGGGUUCAAGCAGGCCCUCCAGUAACCUAAGCUGUGUGUGCUAUGAUACAGGGUCCAGCACAGGUCCUCUCCCCAGAGGUGUUCAGGCCGAGAUAUGUGAGGGUCCUGCCACCCCUGCCCCUGCCCCCGACACCAUGCCCCGGAAGUCUAAUAGCGGUGAAGGGACUACACUGUAGACUCUGAGCAUGUGUGUAAGAUGGGGAUAAGACCUGUCCCCCUGGGGGGCUUAAAUGAGAUAAUCUUAUUAUCUCAUUAUUAAAUAAUUCUCUCUUAUUAAGUGAGAUAAACUUUAAGAAGCACUUAGCACAGUACCUCAAGGAACUAGGCAUUGCUAUUAACAGCUUUCUGAAGGCGAGGAAGAAAGAAAUAUAAUUUAGGACUAAAAUAAAGAGCCUGUCUCAGUUUUCCCUUGGUUUUACCUGUACCAAGCUGGAUCUAAACAGUUGCCCCAAACAACAGGCAAAGGAAAACCUCCUUCGUCCCCACUGCCUCCUAGGAGGUCUCAUCUUUGUCUUCAGUUUCAGGCAGUGAGUUAGAGGCGCACAGUCUGUGCCCCACUCCUUUCCUGCUACAUGUGAUGGUGGUGAGAGGUCUGGGUUAGCCUGGCCGCUCCAGUUUCUAACUGGUUUGUGUGUUUUGUGUUCCAGUGCAAGCACCUCUUGGCAGUUUAUCUUAGUCAGGUUAUGAGGACCUGUCAGCAGCUGAGCGUCUCUGACAAGCAACUGACUGAUGUAUUAUUGAUGGAAAAGACACAGGAAGCAUCAUAAAUGGCGCAGAUGGAGCAUCACACUGUCCUUCAACACAGGGGUCCUGUCCAGGACGCACACGACUGGCCACGCGUGAUUCACGCGGCCGAGACGUGAACCAGACUACCUGUCGCUGUCCCUUCCCCGCGGGCUGCAGGAGGCAUUGUGGGUUGGGCCCAGGAUGUGCAUAUGGUUUGAAGCCCUCGUGAAAAGUCUGGACCAGCCUCCAAGCCCCUUGGGUAGAAAAUUUCCAGAUGCAAUCAAGCGUUUUAGACUCCAAAAUCUAACAUCAUGUCAUGGUCAUAAUUAGAUUCUUAAGUGAC
Delphinapterus leucas (beluga whale) is the source of this 3218-nucleotide messenger RNA. The record is from RefSeq and is a predicted model, not a curated record. Lineage: Eukaryota; Metazoa; Chordata; Mammalia; Artiodactyla; Monodontidae.